AUUGCAACCAUUGAAUUCUACAUUACUAUACUCCGCCAACUUUGAAGUGCAUUUCCUUGCCAACUUUAAAAUCAUUUACAUACUCGCCCGUGCUUCCCAAAUUUUGCUUCCUCAUUUUCCACGUUAAUCUUGGGUCAAAGCAUUUAAAUAAAGAAUUCUAGUUACUGUUUGUAUAAGGGCUCUGUGGCCUGUAGGUCUGCAUGAGCCUUCAAUGAAAGAAGACAAAGUCUACCCAGUCCUUUUCUCACUGUUAACAACAACUGGGUCAAACUUUGUGUGUUUCCUGUGUCUACAUUUCCCAUCAUAAGCUUGGCAUUCCAAGUCGUUCAUUUGCCGCAUUAUUCUAACGCAAAGAAUAGUAUUAGUUCUGUGCCUGCAGUCUGCAGAGGACAUUAUAUUUUUCGAGCCCCUCUCAUUUUUCAGACAUUGCAAGCCAGGAUGGGGAACUCGAUGGCAUGCUUCUCCCCUGCACACAACCCCAAGGAGCUGAACACCAAUUUGUCAAGGAAGCCCUCCAAGAGGUCACCCUACUCUUCACCUUUUUUUGGCUCAUCAGCUAGUACUAGAAGAACAAAGGGUUCUCCCAGUAAGAAACAGACCCUUGAAGAUGAUUUGGUCCUUCAACAACAAGCUAUCGAGGCCGUUCUGCUGUUCCAGAACCACCAGAAGAACAAAGAAUCGCAGCCCUUCAACCGGUCCACCUCUGUGGCUCCUGCACCAAAGAAGAGUCAGGCAUUUACAAAAAGCUCCAGCUCCAGGCAGCCCUUGGGUUCUGAUACUCUCUUCCAGCCUCUUGCGCUUGUUGACAAGCAGGAUGUAAAGAUUGAAGGUCUGGAAACAAAUCAUUUCGUACUUGUUCAUGGAGGUGGCUUUGGUGCUUGGUGCUGGUAUAAAACAAUGGCCCUUCUAGUAGAAAGUGGGUUCAAGGUUGAUGCUGUUGACUUAACUGGUUCCGGAAUCAACUCAUUCGAUACAAAUAGCAUUACAAGUCUUGCACAAUAUGUGAAGCCGCUUACUGAAGUCCUUGAGAAUCUAGAGGAGGGCAAAAAGGUCAUCUUGGUUGGACAUGAUUUUGGUGGUACCUGUAUCUCAUAUGUAAUGGAGUUGUUUCCAUCUAAAAUAGCAAAGGCCAUUUUCAUCUCUGCAGCAAUGUUAACUAGUGGGCAGAGUACUCUUAAUCUAUUUGCUCAACAGACAAGCUCGAAUGAUCUCAUGCGACAAGCUCAGAUAUUCUUGUAUGCAAAUGGGAAAAAUCAACCACCUACUGCUAUUGGUUUUGGCAAAAAAUUUACCGAAGACUUAUUGUUCAAUCAAAGUCCCGCAAAGGAUGUUGCAUUAGCAUCAGUAUCGAUGAGGCCAAUCCCUUUUGCACCAGUCACUGAGAAGCUCAUUCUUUCUGAGAAAAAUUACGGAUCUGUCAGGCGGUUUUUCAUAGUUACUCAAGAAGAUCAUGCCAUAAGUGUUGCACUACAGGAGGAAAUGCUGGAAUCAAACCCGCCGGAACAGUUCUAUAGACUAAAAGGCUCUGAUCAUGCACCUUUUUUCUCAAGGCCUCAGGCUUUGCAUAGGAUAUUACUAGAGAUAUCCCAGGCUCCCCCUAUCUGAGUUGAGCCCCAAUUGCCUACCAGAUUACAUGUAGCCAUGUAGGAAUGUUAUAAAGAGUCUACAACAUAAUAGGUUUCAUAUUGUUGAGUGUAAAGUGUCCAAGGCAUCAAAACUUGUAUAAAAUGUGUUUACCUCUGGUUUUUUUCGAUGAAAGUGUAUAAAAUGAAGCAUAUCUGGUAUU
Molecule: messenger RNA, 1786 nt
Organism: Argentina anserina (silverweed cinquefoil)
Lineage: Eukaryota; Viridiplantae; Streptophyta; Magnoliopsida; Rosales; Rosaceae
Product: putative methylesterase 11, chloroplastic
Biological process (GO): jasmonic acid metabolic process; salicylic acid metabolic process
Molecular function (GO): methyl jasmonate esterase activity; methyl salicylate esterase activity; methyl indole-3-acetate esterase activity
Source: RefSeq, a predicted model, not a curated record